Molecule: messenger RNA, 3233 nt
Organism: Euleptes europaea (tarantolino)
Lineage: Eukaryota; Metazoa; Chordata; Lepidosauria; Squamata; Sphaerodactylidae
Gene: ELL2
Product: elongation factor for RNA polymerase II 2
Exons: 12
Coding region: 26-1945 (639 amino acids)
Biological process (GO): positive regulation of transcription elongation by RNA polymerase II; snRNA transcription by RNA polymerase II; transcription elongation by RNA polymerase II
Cellular component (GO): transcription elongation factor complex
Molecular function (GO): cis-regulatory region sequence-specific DNA binding
Source: RefSeq, a predicted model, not a curated record
GUUGUGGGGCGGAGGGCGGCGUAAGAUGGCGGCGCUGCAGGAAGGGGGACGGUACGGGGUGUCUUGCGGCAGAAUCUCCCAGGACAACAUCACGGUGCUGCACGUCAAGCUGACCGAGACGGCCUUCCGAGCGCUGGAAAAUUACCAGGGCAGUAAGAAACUGAUUCCUUCUCGACCUUCCAUUCAAUUUCAAGGACUCCAAGGGCUUGUUAAGAUUCCUAAAGCUGAUCUCCCAAAUGAAGUACAUACUUUUAAUUUCUAUUUGUCAAAUGUUGGUAAAGACAAUCCUCAGGGAAGCUUUGACUGCGUCCAGCAAACUGUUUCACGUACUGGAUCCUCGCAGCUCAGUUGUCUGGGAUUUAUACAGGACAAAAUUACAGUGUGUGCAACAAAUGAUUCUUAUCAAAUGACCAGAGAACGUAUGACCCAGGCAGAAGAGGAGUCUCGCAAUCGAAGUACAAAGGUCAUAAAACCUGGCGGACCAUAUGUAGGUAAACGAGUACAAAUUCGGAAAGCACCACAAAGUAUUCCAGAUGCAGUGCCUGAGAGGAAAAGAUCAACUCCCAUCAAUCCUGCAAGUACAAUACGCAAGACCCACUUAAACAACAGUAUUUCUCAACGGCCAUAUAGGGAUAGAGUGAUUCACUUACUGGCGCUGAAACCCUACAAGAAACCAGAACUUCUUGCUCGGUUAUUAAAAGAUGGUGUUAGUCAGAAAGACAAGAAUUCCCUUGCAGCUAUUCUUCAGCAGGUAGCCAAUUUGAAUCCAAAAGACAAUUCUUAUACAUUGAAAGAAUAUGUUUAUAAAGAAGUUCAUAAAGACUGGCCUGGAUACAAUGGGAUAGACAGGCAGUCACUGGAAUUAAUACUUUCUAGAAAACUACAUUCAUCUCAGAAUGCCACCAGCAACAGUCACUUGGAAUCUCCUCUGAGUACUAUUAAAGAUGGUGCAUCUUCAUCUCCUCAGAAACGGCUUUUGGAUUCUGACUUCAUUGAUCCUUUAAUGAAUAAAAAGCCAAGGAUAUCUCAUCUUACAAAUAGAGUUCAACCAACGUUAAAUGAUCACUUGACUAAUUCUGGUGAAAAAAAUGGUGAAGCUUCACCACCUCCUCCUCCUCCUCCUGCCGCUGCUGCAACACCAGCUGCUCCCCCACUUCCUCCAACUUGCCUUUCUGUUUCAAAUCCUCCUCGGACUGUAAAUUCUAACUCCAAUUCCCCUAGCACUCCUGAAGGCCGGGGAACUCAAGACCUGCCUGUUGACACUUUGAGUCAGAAUGGCAGCAUUUAUGAGGACCAGCAUCAAAAAUGCACUACUAGGACUCCACUGGAAAUCCCAGCACCCACUGAAGAUCUGUCUGUGUGCCCAAAAUCUACAGAUGAGAAACGUUCAGUGUUGCACAAAAAAUCCAAGAAGAAGUCAAAGAAGCAUAAGGAAAAGGACCAAAUUAAAGAACAUAACAUUGAGAAUGUUAGAGAGAAGGCGAAAGACUGUGAAAACAAAGAGAUUGCCAAGUUGAAGAACUCCAGUCUGAAUUUUAGUGAAGGUGUUAAAAAGACUUGUGCUGCUUCAACAGAUCCUUUGUCAACAAGUGAGCUACCAGACUACUUUGUAAAAUAUAUAGCAAUUGUCUCAUAUGAACAAAGGCAAAGUUACAAGGAUGAUUUCAAUGCAGAGUAUGAUGAAUACCGAACAUUGCAUGCAAGGAUGGACAACGUUACUAGGAGGUUUAUGAAGCUAGAUGCACAGCGUAAGCUGCUUUCUCCAGGAUCUAAAGAGUAUCAGAUACUGCAUGAGGAAGUCUUAAAAGAAUAUCGGAAGAUCAAACAGUCUAGCCCCAACUACCAUGAAGAAAAGUACAGAUGUGAAUAUCUUCAUAACAAGCUGGCGCACAUUAAAAGACUUAUAGGUGAAUUUGACCAACGGCAAGCAGAGUCAUGGCACUAGAUCUCUGGACCAGAAGAUGUGAAUAAACUAAAGAUUAUUUAUUUAAAAUUCCAUACAACUUGCUCCAAGGUUAAAAAAUCUGAAAUUGCUCUAAUGCAGAAGCUUCAGCAUUUGCAGACUGCGUUGCUGUUUUUGUUGAUGAGGAGGAUAUUGCUUUCCUACGUAGCUGAAGCUGCUUUUUUCUGGUCCCCUUUUCCUUAACACUUACAUGUUUAUCAGUGGAAAUCAUUUUACCAGUGGGUAUUGGGGGAUCCAGUCUCUCUAGUUCUGAGGUUGUGCACAUUUUUUAAAAGAGAACUUGUAGCAAAAGGAGAAGCUUUUUUGGAUGCCUAUAAGCCUGUUUUCUGACUUUCUUUUAAUGCAAAACUAUUUGCCUUAAAUGGUAGAAAGUGUAAAACUUUGCACAAAACUUUAAAAAAAAGUAAAAACAUUGUUUUGGGAGGGUUAAGAGGUGUGUAUAUGUAACAUAUACAACCUGUCUGUCAACAACAGUAACUUGUGAUUUCAACCCCCAUUGCAAUGGUUGCCUUAUGGUGUUUGCUUAUGCAUCUUGAUUGUACUUAAUUCAUUGCUCCAUAAAGUCACUGCUUCCCACUUCAUCAAAGCAAUGGGAGCAUUACAUGGCCUAUUAGUGUCUCAAGUGUGUGUGUAUGCGUGCAUGAGAGCGAGAGUGUUGUGUGCAUGUGAGCAUAUACAAGUUGGAGGAAAUCUGCUUUACAGGCCAAAUGUUCAGGUUAAAACAGCUGACAAGUUUUAGUGCAGGUUUUUUUCCUAUAAAGAUAAAUAUUUCCAUUUCAACUAUUUGUCAGCUUUGUUGGGGGGGAUUGAUACAUUACAAAAGUUAAUUCUAUAGUUUUUGGGCAAAAUUAUAAAAUGAAACAUGUAGGCGACCUAUUUAUAUUACUGCUAUAAAAGUAUUUUUUGAAGAAAAAAUAUGCAAAGAAGCUAUUGCCUACAUGAAAUGUAUAUUUAAAGAUUUUUUUCCUGGGUGCCAGGAGUAUAACAAAGAUGUAUUUAACUAUAAAAUACUGUGAUCAUCAAACAGCACAAACUUUCAUUUCAUGCAGUUAAUUGGUUUAAUUUAAACCAUCACUUUAUCAUGUGGGAACAUAAGUUAUUGGUCACAAAAUUGAGUUUUUGAAUUAUACUUGUCUUUUCUUUUUGUCUUAAUAUAUUUUUCAAAGUGCUGCCAAUUGAAAAGGGAAGCAUUAUGUUUACAAGUCUGAUUUUUUGGAAUGUUUGCCAAAAUUUUGGUAGUAUCUUUAAUAAACUUGGUCUCCAGCAUCAA